This is a messenger RNA of Purpureocillium takamizusanense, 1537 nucleotides long. RefSeq lists its product as uncharacterized. Gene Ontology annotation, molecular function: nucleic acid binding. The coding region runs from base 187 to 1149 and encodes 320 amino acids. Lineage: Eukaryota; Fungi; Ascomycota; Sordariomycetes; Hypocreales; Ophiocordycipitaceae. The record is from RefSeq and is a predicted model, not a curated record. The transcript has 4 exons.
CAUCACCUAAAACCUCCAAGUCGAGCACAAGCCGCCACCAAACCCGCGCGGCGUGACAUUCCGCAUCUCGACGGCCCUCGACCACACCGGCAUAUUCUCCCCCUAUCCCCCCGCGCGGCUUCACCUCCCCGCCUCUAUCAUCCUUGCAUCGAUACCCGGGUUCCGCUCACGUACUCGCUCGCGACCAUGGCGCCCACCGCGCCCGAUUUCCAAAAGUUCAUCACCGACGCCCGCGAGCGCAAGAAGAACGAGGCGCUCGCCGAUCGGAUCUUCUCCCGGGAUCGCCGGCAGAGCGCGCCCUCCAAGCUCAGAGCAAGCGCUACGUCGGGCGUUGGCGGCUCCCUUGCCAGCCGUGUUGGCGUCGUCAAGAAGCGCGUCGGAGAUGCGACCUCGCGCAGGUCGAGCAUGCCCUCGGCGGGCGACGUGAACGGCGAGUGGACGCACGAUCUGCACGACUCGCUCAAUACCCGACCCGGGUCACUGGCAUCCCGCAUCACGAGGCCCGGCGCCGCCCCUAACAAGAAGACGAUUCCCGCUCAGCAGCGAAAGUCGAAGCUCUCUUCAGCACUGGACCGAGCCGAUGUGGACCAACUUAACAUCGUCAACAAUGGAAGCGCCGCCACAGCAUCGACGUCGCGGAGCAGGGCGGGUGGUUUGGGCAUGUCGAUCCGCGGACUGGCUGGCCCCUUCGCCGUCAUGGGUCAAAACUUUGCACCCGGCACGUCAGCAGCGGACAUUGAGAGCGCCAUGACUCCCAUCGGCGGCGACAUGGUGAGCUGCAGCAUCGUGAAAACGCAUCCGUUUGUCCUAGCCGAAAUGGUUUUUUCCUCGCGCGAGGGUGGCGAGCGCGUCAUCGACACCUUCAACGACAAAACGGCCGAUGGUAGGAUUCUCAAAGUCUACGCAAAGCCGGGCGGCUAUUCGUCUCCCGCCACUACAAGCUCGCCACCCGCGAAUGCCCCCAACGGACCUCGCGCCACGAGAGCCACAACGCGCGACCAGGUCGUUGACGGGCGCUUGGGGUUCGGGGAUGAUCUCAUGGACACGGACAUGGCAUCAUCGUCCUCCAAAGCUUCCACGCGGCAACCCUUGUACAGUGACAGGUUGAUCGCUGGGAACCGCCGGAGUCGGGGACGCGGCGGCAGAUAAGCUGCUGGUUUUUAUCCCUCGUUUUCUCACAAUCCUGUGACUCCUUGUCGCCGUGUCUUAUGCGGCGGAUGGCUGGUGCCAGAUGGCAAGGGUUGUUUUCUCGGGGCAGAACGGCAUGGGCCUUGGGCUGAGCCUUGGCGGGCGACCCAUCGGUCGUGAUGUACCCAGCGCUUGGGUAUCUCGACAAUACUCUUUCCAUAUCUCAGGCUUCAUGGUUGCAAGUGGUGAGCCGUAGGAGGGAAACGGUCAACGUACGGCGUUCAGGCGAAAAGGCUCGUGGCCAUAUUGUACUCCUUCAAGGACAGCCCGGAGGGGUGGGAAAGGACAAUCUCUGUGGUUUAGUCCCUAGAAUUGAACAUUCUCGAAAAGUGAGCCGAAGAAUCAGGGG